Pantherophis guttatus is the source of this 2185-nucleotide messenger RNA. RefSeq names its product sideroflexin 5 (gene SFXN5). Gene Ontology annotation, cellular component: mitochondrial inner membrane. NCBI's taxonomy places the organism in Eukaryota, Metazoa, Chordata, Lepidosauria, Squamata, Colubridae. Gene Ontology annotation, molecular function: citrate transmembrane transporter activity; monoatomic ion transmembrane transporter activity. The record is from RefSeq and is a predicted model, not a curated record. Gene Ontology annotation, biological process: citrate transport; mitochondrial transmembrane transport; monoatomic ion transport.
GCCUCAAGGAAGCCAUGCAGCUGCUGGAGGACUACAAGCACGGCUCGCUGCCCCCAGGAACCACCAACAAAGAGUUUCCUGGCUAAGGCACCGCAAACUUAUUUCUGUGUGGCAAAAAGGGAGCUGGCCUGACCUGAGAAACAGUCUUCUCCAGAUGCAGACUGAGAUGUCUUCAGAUGUCUCAGCCACGGAAGUGUCCAGAUGUCCACCAAGAAACACAGGCCCCUCAGAUUUUGGAGACUUGUUUUGGGAUGGGCUGCCUAGAGGCCCUUGGCUGUGGGCAGGGCAGGACCCGAGAGGGACAUCAAAAACCCUUUGGAGAGCACAGAAAAUAAAACAGGCCAUCAUCCACCCGGACACGAACGAGACCAUUUUCAUGCCUUUCCGAAUGUCAGGUUACAUUCCUUUUGGCACGCCUAUUGUUGUGGGUCUCCUGCUGCCAAACCAGACCCUGGCCUCCACCAUCUUCUGGCAGUGGUUGAACCAGAGCCACAACGCCUGUGUCAACUAUGCAAACCGGAACGCAACCAAGCCGUCUCCAACCUCCAAGUUCAUCCAGGGCUACCUGGGGGCCGUGGUCAGUGCCGUCUCCAUUGCGGUGGGCCUUAACCUUCUCAUCCAGAGAGCCAACCAGUUCACGCCGGCCACCCGGCUCCUGAUCCAGAGAUUUGUGCCAUUCCCUGCCGUAGCGAGUGCCAACAUUUGCAACGUGGUCCUGAUGAGGCACACGGAACUGGAGGAAGGGAUCGACGUCCUGGACGAGGAAGGGAACGUGGUUGGAUCGUCCCGGAUCGCUGCCAGACACGCCCUGCUGGAGACGGCGCUCACCAGAGUGGUCCUGCCCAUGCCCAUCCUGGUUCUGCCUCCCGUCAUCAUGUCUCUCCUGGAGAAGACGGCUUUUCUGCGCUCCCGACCUCGGAUGCUCCUCCCGGUCCAAAGCCUCGUGUGCCUUGCCGCCUUCGGCCUCGCCCUGCCCUUGGCCAUCAGCCUCUUCCCCCAGAUGUCCCAGAUCGAGGCCGCCCGUUUGGAGCCGGAGAUCGCCCGCGCCACCACCAGCCUGACCGUCACCUACAACAAAGGGCUGUAAGCGGAAGCCAGCCCAGCCCUGGGCGCCCGAGACAGCAGCGCAGCAGCGGCACGGAGAGGCGUGAAGGGAGGAGGGGGCGGUUGGGGAGGGGGCGGAAUACAAUAGGAAGGAGAAGACGACAAAGCUGCGGCUUGUAACAUCUUCCCUCCGUCAAGAAUGGAGUGUAAAUUAGCACUUUCCGAGACCCGGUAUCUCACGUUGGUCGAAAAGAUUAAUAUUUAAAAUUCUCAAUUAGCGACAGUAACAGCACAAAGAGAAAGGGGGGGGGAAGGAAGGAACUGGGGGGGGGGCUGGUGGAAAGUCUGGCUUCCUCUGGCUCUGCUGAGCUCCAGGCCAGGCUGGCAAGCCCCCUCCCACCAGAUGUGUGGGAAUGCAGCUUUCGGGGUCCCAUGGCCACACAGGGAGCUGCAGUCCCAGACAAUUUGGGGAGGGGGAAUCAGCUGGAGCAGCUGCAGAACGUAGGGAGGGGGACUGCUCCCCCUUUCAGGCUGGAGUAGGAGGCCUUUCAGUCCUUGAGCUGUGUAGACAUGAGGGAGGCCUCCUCCAGCUUGGCCAGAGCUGUGGGGCUCACUUUAAUUCCAAGCCCUUCUCAGAGGGUCUCCUGGGCCCUCUUCCUUGCUCCUCCCCCACAACCGCCAGCACCCCACCCCCUUUUCCCUGUGCCCAGCCGCCUCCUGCAGCCCUCGGGAGGGACAUUGGACGUGUGAGCUCCUGGAGAGGCUGCUGGAGUCACCCUUCUUUCUGUGCUGGGCCCCCUGGAUUUUUUGGCUUGCAGACUCCCACAGUGGAGAGGGACCCUCUCUGCAGUGACCCUUUCCACCGAAGGCAGAGGACCUCUUUAUGGGGCCAGCCGUGGGACUGAGGCCCAGCAGGGCUCUUCCCUUCCUACUGCAUCCCCCCCAGGGGGAAGGUCUUGGGGUGGAGACAUAAGCAGGUGAGGAGGCAGCAUACUGGGGGCCAGAAUGUGGGGUAGCAGCAAUCAGAGCUUUAGAGGUUGGGGGGCUGAACGAGGCUGGUUCUACCCACGGCCUGCUUCCCCCCCCCAACCCCUGAAAUACUUGUUUCGGCUCCCCCUGAGAGGCCCCAGCCCCCCCCCCC